GUCACGACGCCCAUCGCCAUUACGGAAAAAAAAUUAGGAAACCUAUUUGUAUUUACUAUUUUCCAAGUACAAAUUGAAAAUAAUCCACUGUUUUCUGCGUUUAAAUGGUUGCAAUAAUUAUUGCAACUGUACAAAUACUGGCAAAUAACUUUGAGAAGUUUUCAUAGUUUUACUGGUUAACUUGUCACUUGUACAUUUUAAAAAAAAUCAUGCCUAAACGUGGAGGAAGAUUGAGGAAUUGGAAGCCAAAUGAGCACUUUGAACAUGACGACCGUGCACACUCUAACAACACCAGGCGAGUCAGCUUUAAACCUGGUACAAAUAAAGGAAAAAGCAAAUUCCGUUCGUGGAAUGACGCUCACGCAUCGCAAUUAUUGUUGGAUGGAGACAUUGAUAUGGGGGCAUCUGGAGGUCAAGGACCUAACAGGAAAGGCUUUAGAGCUAGAGGAGGAAGACUAGGAUCUCCUGCACCACGGCCGGCUGCCAGAAAGAAGUUCAUGCCUGGGUUACUACCAUGGUAUCAAAUAAUAAUACCAUAUGGAGCUAAACAUGAUAAAGAAGUAAUUUUAAGAGUACUAUUGAGCCACAUAUCUCCAGAUGUGUUUAUACCUCAUUACUACAAAAUAAAUGGCAAUGCAGCUGUAUUCUACGUUGAUGAUGCAAAAAUAGCAGAAAAGCUGUUUAAUGCUGAUAGAAAGAUUGUUAUGUCAGAUGGGUUUAAACUGGUUGUGAUUGUUCGCAACUCUGUGCCAAAUGUGACCAUUGAUGCAGAUAUGAAAGAGAAGAUGAAGCUUGCGAUGGCUAAGAGGUACAAUGCUGCGACUAAGGCUUUGGAUUUGACAAAGUUUCAUGCUGAUCCAGAUUUAUGUGACAUAUUCUGUGCCCUAUUCCGUCCAAUGAUAAUGUUGGCCGCAAUAGACAUAAUUGCUGAGAACAUUCCAGACCUUGAAGCUCUAAACCUGAAUGACAAUAAGCUACAUGGCAUCGAACAUCUGAAGGCCCUUUGCGUCAAGUUAAAAAACCUAAAAAUACUGUACUUAGGUGACAAUAGGAUACCAUACCUGGGAUCAAUGGAGCCACUCAAGCCCCUCCCCCUUGUGGAAUUGUAUCUCAAAGGAAACCCACUGGUGAACAGGUUCAGUGACCAUGACAUUUACGUGAGUGACGUCAGGAAGAAGUUCCCCAAAUUGGUGAGACUGGACGGCGUGGACCUUCCCCCGGCGAUCGGCUUCGACGUGUCCGACGAAGUCAGCCUGCCUUCCAACAGACAGUGGUUCCUCAUAGAUCAGGCCGGCCAGACCUUAGUCCGGGACUUCCUCACGCAAUACUUCGCGAUAUAUGACUCGGACUCCAGGCAGCCAUUGCUUGAGGCGUACGAUGAAACUGCUAUGUUAUCUAUGGCGGCAUCGUACCUCACUGGCGAUUGCAGAAAUACUCCUGAAAACAGACUAAACGCGUACAUAUCAAAAAGUCGAAACAUACUGAGGAUUACGGAAAGGGAAUCCAGACGACGACACUUGAAGAUCGGCAGACUGCAAGUAGUUUCUUUCCUGUCAGAUUUGCCGAAAACUAAACAUGACCUGUUGGGAUUCGCUGUCGAUUUACCAGUGUUUACACCUGGUUUGAUAGUUGUAACUAUGAAUGGAGUAUACAGAGAGACAAACGUCACCGGUAACCCGACGAGGGCGUUCCACCGAACGUUUGUGAUCGUACCUAACAGCAACGGUGGAUUUUCCAUCACUAAUGAUAUGCUGUUUGUUACCAACACCACCCGAGAACAGGAGGACAAAGCAUUCUCAUCAGGCACUCCCGACCAACCUGUAGUCCACCAGCCAGCACAAGUAGUCCAAGCGCCAGUGGCCGCAACACCAGCACUACACGACGAAAACCAACGCAUGAUGUUGAACAUGCUUGGACAGCAGACAGGCAUGAACGAGCACUGGAGCAUCAAUUGUCUACAAGAAACCGGUUGGGACUACCAACGUGCGUUGUUCAUCUUCAACCAACUUCAUUCAGAAGGCAAAAUACCUCCUGAGGCUUUCGUCAAAUGAACCGGUUGCUGCUCCCAGUGGCUGUGCCAUUUUUGGGUUCUGCACCUGAAAAGGGAAAACACAAUCCUUACUGUGUAUAUAUAGACAGUUCUUUGUUACUCAAAACCAAGAGUGAAUGAAGAAAGAACGAAGAUAGAAGAAUGAACUGUUGUAGUGUGUUAUAAAAAAAAAUCUGCCAAAAAAAUUACUGGCAAUGAAUUUAUAGUUUUUGACUAUGUAAAUAGUAAUUGCACAAAAAAAAAACGUUUUUUUUUAUUGUUUAGUGAAAAUAAUACUAACAUUACCUUAUGGUUAAAAUUAACACUAAAAAAGUUAAAUAAAAUUAAAACAGGAAAUGUUAUAAAUACGCUAAUACUUUUAUUACACGUGAUAGUGUUUUUAUGAAAAGUUUUAAUUUAAAUAGUUUGUGCCUGAUUAAAAAAAAGUUCAUUGGAUAUAAUAAAGAAACAAAUCGAAAAGAGUGGCGUGAAUCAUUCGCUCUCACUUACGCAUUAUUCUUGUGUAGUAUGUGUGAAUAAGUCGGAAUGAUUAGCACUGCUUCGUUUUGAUUCGUAUCUUUACU
This is a messenger RNA of Maniola jurtina (meadow brown), 2613 nucleotides long. It is a transcript of the gene sbr, whose product is annotated as nuclear RNA export factor 1. Lineage: Eukaryota; Metazoa; Arthropoda; Insecta; Lepidoptera; Nymphalidae. The transcript has 10 exons. Bases 210 to 2051 code for a protein of 613 amino acids. The record is from RefSeq and is a predicted model, not a curated record. Gene Ontology annotation, cellular component: nucleus; cytoplasm. Gene Ontology annotation, molecular function: protein binding; RNA binding. Gene Ontology annotation, biological process: poly(A)+ mRNA export from nucleus.